Messenger RNA from Coregonus clupeaformis (lake whitefish), 4819 nucleotides. RefSeq names its product leucine rich repeat and Ig domain containing 1a (gene lingo1a). Gene Ontology annotation, cellular component: extracellular matrix. Gene Ontology annotation, molecular function: protein binding. The coding region runs from base 1706 to 3553 and encodes 615 amino acids. Lineage: Eukaryota; Metazoa; Chordata; Actinopteri; Salmoniformes; Salmonidae. The transcript is spliced from 2 exons. The record is from RefSeq and is a predicted model, not a curated record.
GAAAGAAAGAAAGAAAGAACAUUAUAUUGAGGAAGACAUGAAAAAAUCCUAGAACUGGCUUUACAUUUCAGUUGAACCUUUCACAAACUCUCUUCCCUCCCAAAGGCUUCCCUCGUGCCAAAGUUGACUGUUUCUGUCUCCCUCACUGAGUUUUCGAUUCCCAUAUAGCUGGGAGAGCUGUUGACUUGACGGUGCAAUUAAGUCCAGUCAAUGUAUUGCUCUGGAAAGCUGAGACAUGUUUCCCCACGGAGUGGUUUAACACUCAGGCCACUGCCUCAAAAAACGUCUUGUCCUCAAAGCCAGGGCCUCUUGCCAUUGCGUGAACUGAUGCUGAUGACAUUCACAUGUAGCUGGGAUGCCUUGGUGGCAAAAGUUGCACUGAGGGGUCCACAAAUUCCAAGCAAGAGGCUGGGCGAUGCACGGAGGGGAGUAAAAGUAUUUUAACACCAUGAGACAAGUACAUUAGAUACAUCGGAAAUGGUAGCGCACUCUCAACAUGAAUCUAAGUCACGAAGUGUGGGUGAGGCAAUGUUGUAAGGCUUUUUCAGUAUUAUCUGAAAAAGCAAAUGUACUUAUUUGCAUUAUGUGGAAUGGCAAGGUAUAAAUUGAUCAAUAUAUAGAUACAUACCAUGUAUUCCAAUUGAAGAGACCAAUGAGCCAUUAUAUUGUCCUCUUCAACAUUAUCUGAGAGCAUAGCAUGUGUUAUGGUAUUUCCAAAAUCCCUGUAAAUGCUGAGGACUCAGUGUGUGGAUUAUUUGAGGCAGACAGUGCCACCAGGUCCUCAAAAUAAGUACUGCCUUCUUCCCGGAAAAGGCACAGGCUCUGGUGCUAUUUUCCAGAAAACUAUAUGUUAGAGACAUAAUUAUCUCAAUGUUAUUAAUAUCAGAUACACUACAUUCAGGUUCACGAACUAGUAUCAUCCCUCAGUCUUCAAGUGAUGGAAAUGUAUUGAAGACCAUUGGGUUUACUUGGAGUGCAUACCCACUGAGAUAAAUGAAUGGCCCUAUAGCCUAUGUCUUUAUAAUCCCAAAUACAGACUUUCAAUAAUGAAAACUGCAUUACUAGGUAGUGAGUUUUGUGUUUAAUCAUCCAAUCGAUGCAUCACUCUGGUCGCUCUAAAAUAAGUCUGUGGGGGGGAUAGGCUAAAUCACGUGCAAAUUAAUAUGCGUCAAACACCCGUGAGAACACUAGAUCUAAAUACACAGUGGUCCGAACAAGGUGCAUGCAUCAGCUUUGUCCCUCCCUCAACCCUGAAGACAAGAAAGGGAAUUGCUGCUACAGACGGCAUUCACACAAUAUCCGUCUUGAGUCUGGCGGUGCAGACUGCCUCAAGGAGAGAGAACGGUGUUCUUGGCAACGAAUGCGUGGGAGUUGCUCACUUCGCUCGCCUCCUUUUCCUAGUGGACGAUAGAAGGCGCAUUGGGAGCCCCUUUCCGACGGAGGGAUAGCGAGCUGGCGGAGAUAGGAACCAGUGCGUCGUCGGUAGACAGAAGAACAGGGCAGUUCCACCGGACUAUCCAUUUCUAUUAAGUCACAGGCGGUAUCGGAAUCUGGGGGUACCGUGUUUUAUUAAAUUUUUUUAUUGUCGCUCAAAGCAAUAGACUCGAGAUAGUGGGUCUCAAUUUGACUCUUUCUUGACUGGGAGUUGCCGUUGGGAGAUAUGCGUAAGGAUGUUUGGAAACAGCAGUAGUAGGUAACCGAUAGGAUGGGGGCCAGGGAAGCGAAUGGGCACAGCUACCUGGUGGCUUGCUGGCAGCCCAUUCUGAUUCUGAUGCUGGGCACCGUACUGUCCGGUUCCACCACAGGCUGCCCGUCCCGCUGCGAGUGCAACGCCCAGGAACGCUCGGUCAUAUGCCACCGCAAGAAGCUUAUGUCCGUCCCUGAGGGCAUCCCCACAGAAACGCGGCUGCUGGACCUCAGCAAGAACCGCAUCAAGACCAUCAACAUGGAUGAGUUCGCCACCUACCCCAACCUGGAGGAGCUGGAGCUCAACGAAAACACCAUCUCUGCCAUCGAGCCCGGCGCCUUCAACAACCUGUACGGCCUGCGGACAUUGGGGCUGCGCAGCAACAAGCUCAAACUCAUCCAGCUGGGUGUGUUCACGGGCCUCAGCAACCUCACCCAGCUGGACAUCAGUGAGAACAAGAUAGUCAUCCUGCUGGACUAUAUGUUCCAAGACCUAUACAACCUGCGCUCCAUGGAGGUGGGCGACAAUGACUUGGUGUUCAUCUCCCACCGGGCCUUCCAUGGCCUCAGCAGCCUAGAGCAGCUGACUUUGGAGAAGUGCAACCUGACCUCGGUGCCCACCGAGGCCUUCACCCACCUCCAUAGUUUGAUCUUUCUCAGGCUGCGCCACCUCAACAUCUACAUUAUUAAGGAUUACUCCUUCAAAAGGCUCUACCGGCUGAAAGUGCUGGAGAUCGCCAACUGGCCCUACCUGGACACCAUGACCUCAAAUUGCCUCUAUGGACUGAACCUCACCUCGCUGACCAUCACCAAUGGCAACCUGACCUCCAUCCCAUACGUGGCUCUCCGGCACUUGGUCUACCUACGGUUUCUGAAUCUGUCCUAUAACCCCAUCCACACUAUUGAGGGGAAUAAGCUCCAUGACCUUCUGAGGCUCCAGGAGUUUCACCUGGUCGGGGGCAGGCUGGCUAUGAUCGAGCCCUACUCGUUCCGAGGCCUAAACUAUCUGAAGAUCUUCAAUGUGUCUGGCAAUGCCUUGAGCACUUUGGAGGAGUCUGCGUUCCACUCGGUAGGCAACCUGGAGACUCUUGCGCUUUACGACAACCCCUUGGCCUGUGACUGUCGGCUGCUGUGGGUGUUCCGGAGACGCUGGAGGCUCAACUUCAACCGGCAGCAACCCACCUGCGCUUCACCUGAGUUUGUACAGGGAAAAGAGUUGAAAGAUUUCCCGGAUGUCCUGCAGCCCAACUACUUCACGUGUCGCAAGUCCAGGAUUCGGGAUCGCAAGGCACAGCAGAAAUUUGUGGACGAGGGAACUACUGUUCAUUUUGUAUGCCAGGCGGACGGUGAUCCCGCCCCAGUCAUCAUGUGGCUCUCACCACAGAAGCAGUUCAUCACGACCAAAACCAUCGGGCGGCUCACAGUAUUCCCCGAUGGCACCCUUGAGGUGCGCUAUGCGCAGAUUCAGGAUAAUGGCACAUAUGUGUGUAUAGCCAGCAACGCCGGUGGCAACGACACAUCUCUCGCCCACCUGCAUGUCCACAGCUACUCUCCAGACUGGCCUCACCAACCCAACAAGACCUUUGCCUUCAUCUCCAACCAGCCCAACGAGAAUGGUGCCAAUGGGACGCGAACCAACGUCCCCUUCCCCUUUGACAUAAAGACCUUAAUCAUCGCCACCACCAUGGGCUUCAUAUCUUUCCUUGGUGUCGUCCUGUUUUGUCUGGUGCUACUCUUUCUGUGGAGUAGAGGUAAAGGGGCCACAAAGCACAACAUAGAGAUUGAGUAUGUGCCACGCAAGUCAGACGCUGGCAUGAGCAGCAGCAACGCAGACGCCCCUCGCAAGUUUAACAUGAAAAUGAUUUAACGGGACUCAGGGAGCAAACAGACUCUGAACUACAAAUUGUAAAAAAAAAAAAAAAAAAGUCAAAUCCUCCCUUACAAAUCUGUGGAUCCUGGGAUGUUAUCAUAAAGUAAUCUGUUUUCCCUGACUUAACUGUUGGAGAUGGAGAGAGAAGUUCCUUGCUUUCGUAAUAUGUUGAGUAUAUGAGGGGAUGAUGGCACAGCCGACGCUCCGCAGCGUUGGCAGUUUCUGCAAGGCCUUUAGGUACCGUUUGUUCAAAAGCAAAUUUUGUUGUGCGCGAUUCCUAUUCCUGUGGAUUUAUAUUGGGAAGAAAUUAUAGAAAAAAAGAGAAGAACCCUUCUAUAUGUUCGUAAUAACCUUCACUGUCCUUUUGCCUGUGUUUUUAGUUUAUAGAUUUUUUUACAGAAAUUGAAAUAUUUGUUUACCAAAAUGUUAAGAGUAGAUUGUAUGGGUUGAUGAGCACAUUUAAACAAUCCCUUCUGGUACUUUGUCAGUCAGAAUGAAUAUAUGUAAAUGUUCUGUAUCUCAUCCAUAUCAUUCACUACACUUUACAUUAAGUUGCUUUUAUACCUGUGGAGCGCAAUGUAAUUACUCUAGUAAACACAUUGUGUUACUCUACUAAAAACAAUGUUACAUAAUUAUUUAGUAAUUGCAUUGUAAUGGUGUAGUAUUUGAGUUACUGUUUCUUAGUCUACUGUUUCUUGUGUCAUAACAAACAAUGCACAAUUCCAUUACUAUGCAUUUACAAAGCAAUGACAACUUCUUACAAUUACUAUGUAACAUGUUACUGAUGUUGUUACUAGAGUAAUUAUAGCAUUACUGCACAUGUGAAAGAGCAACUUAAUUUAAACUGUUACCAAGGAAGAUUCAAAUACAAGUCAUUUUGUUGGCAUAGUUUGAUAGUAUAUAAGGGUAGAUGAGUCAUUGCUCUAUAGCGGCUUUUGGUUCUAACAUGAUUCUUCUCAAAACUCCUCUAAAUUCAUUCAUUCAUUCAUUAAGACACUGUGACACACAAUGUUUAUUGGCCAUAAACAUUGUAUUAUUUUAUUAUAUUACAUCAUAUAAUGAUAAUAUACAGUACCUUCACACCCCUUGACUUUUUCCACAUUUUGUUGUGACAGCCUGAAUAUAAAAUGGUCACAGAUCUACACAUAAUACCACAUAAUGUCAAAUACGAAUUAAUUACAAUUGAAAAAAGUAUUCAACCCCUUUAUGGCAAGCCUAAUUAAGUUCAGGAGUAAACAUUUGCUUAACAAAUCACAUAAUAAA